Molecule: messenger RNA, 598 nt
Organism: Camelina sativa (false flax)
Lineage: Eukaryota; Viridiplantae; Streptophyta; Magnoliopsida; Brassicales; Brassicaceae
Product: cytochrome c oxidase copper chaperone 1
Cellular component (GO): mitochondrial intermembrane space
Molecular function (GO): copper ion binding; copper chaperone activity
Source: RefSeq, a predicted model, not a curated record
UCAAAAUUUUCUUAUUUGGUGGCUUUAACUUUGGAAUUCGCCUUAUUGUUCAAGCCAGAAGCCAAGUGUUCUUCUUUCCUUUUCAUACCUGUCGCCGACAUUUUCACCGGUUCUCUGCUCUUCGAUUUGUUCUUCCUCUGUAAAUUUAUUCAAAGGAUGAGUGAUCAAACAGCACAAAACGGCUUGAGUCCUCCACCCAUUCCAGAGCAAACCAAGGCUGCUGCCUCAGUAGAAACGAAACCAAAGAAGAAGAUAUGUUGUGCUUGCCCUGAUACCAAAAAGCUAAGAGAUGAGUGCAUCGUUGAGUAUGGUGAAUCGGCUUGCACAAAAUGGAUUGAGGCUCAUAAAAUGUGUCUCCGCGCACAAGGUUUCAACAUCUGAAGCUUUUUUUUUUCUUUUUUUUAAUACGUAGUUUGAUCAUCAAACUUUGAUGGAUCAAACAGAAUGAGCAACGUAGAUUGUUCAUCGCCCGAAAUGGGUUUAGGAUAUAUAACCGGAGGUUAAUUCUCCAUGAGAUUAUUAUGUAUGCAUUUUGGUUGGAUACAAUCCCAUUUUGUUGUGAUUGAAAAUAAAAGUUCAAAGAAACCAUUUUUUUUUU